GGAGUUGCGGGCGUGUCUCUCGAAGCUAGAGAUUGUCUAGCUCUGAGCCGAUCCCUCCAUCGACUCAGCUCAUCGCCGGAGCUCCUCUGCAGGUAGUCACACAUUCAAAUCCUUGUUCCAGCAAAACUCAACCUUCACAUAAGGAAAUCAGCGACUCUACAAGGAGCAUCAUCAGGAGACGUUCAACUCCCCCUGAAAUGCUCAGAGUGAAAACUGAGUAACGCAUCCACUCUCCCGCCCGGAGCUGAGGGUCACUCACCCACCACAUAGUUGCAAAAAUGACUAAACUGCGUGGUGUGCUGUUGCUCGUGCUCUUCAACCUACUGUAUUUCACUCAAGCACAACAGGAUGACAGAACAGUUGCUGCUGACAUAGUCUUUCUAGUGGAUACCUCCUGGAGCAUCGGCCAGGAAAAUUUCCAAUAUGUGCGAGAGUUUCUAUUCAGGGUUAUAAAGGCUUUUGAUAUUGGAGAAAACAGAUUUCGUUUUGGCCUGGUGCAGUACAGCGAGAAGCCACAAGCAGAGUUCCAUUUAAACACAUAUUUUACGAAGCAGAACAUCCUAUUUCAUAUAUGGAACAUGUCUUAUAAGGGGGGAGGCACAAAAACUGGACUAGCACUAGAAUAUGUAAUCAAGGAUCAGCUCACUAAAGCCACCGGGAGUAGAGCGGAACAAGGAGUGCCACAGAUUAUUAUAGUGUUAACAGACGGACGAUCUCAGGAUGAUGUAAUCUCCCCGUCUGCUUCCCUUAAGUCAGCUGAAGCUAUAAUUUUUGCUGUUGGAGUUCAGCAAGCUGUUGAAUGGGAAUUAAAGGAGAUUGCCAGUGCACCUCAUGAGAGGUUUGUUUAUCACCUCAAUGACUUUGCCGCUCUUAAGGGCAUUGUAAACGACUUAGUGGCAAGUGUGUAUACGGCUGCAGCGCACCCAUUAUCUGAUGGGAUAAUAAAAGACACUACAGCGCAAGAAUCGGCUGACCUAAUUUUCUUAAUUGAUGGAUCAGUCAACGUUGGAAGUGGCAAUUUUCAAUAUAUACGCGAUUUUAUCGUAAAUUUCAUCGACAAUCUCGAGAUCGGCCCUGACAGAAUCCAAAUUGGUGUGGUACAAUACAGCGAUGAGCCCAACACCGAGUUCUAUUUUAACACAUAUUCCACGAAAAUAGAGGUCUUGGAUGCUGUGAAACAACUUCAACCAAAAGGCGGUGAUGAGAUUAAUACUGGUGAAGCCGUGCAGUUUCUAUUCGACAAUCACUUUGUUGCGGCAGCCGGCAGCAGGGUAUCAGAAGGGGUUCCACAGGCAGUAAUAAUUAUUUCAUCUAGUGAGUCCAGUGAUGAUAUAAACCAGGCAGAACUAUUGCUAAAGCAAGGUAGUAUAUACUCAUUUUCAAUUGGAGGUAGAGAUGCCAACUCUAAUGAACUCGUACAGCUUGCAACCGACACUUCCUUUUCUACCAUGAUCUCGGAAUACCGCGAGAUUGCUAACUUGCAACAGCAGUUUUUACCAUUGGUCUCAGGAGUGGCCCGAAGGGAAAUAAUUCUUGAGCCUGUAGUUAUUAACGAAGUUCGAGACAGGAGGAAAGACAUAGUAUUUCUGAUCGAUGGCAGCUCAAGAGUGGGAGCUCAAAACUUUUUGCGAAUCCGUGAAUUUAUCUUAAAAAUAGUUAACAAAUUUCAAAUUGGACCAAAUGCUGUGCAAGUUGCAGUGGUACAGUACAGUGAAGAUUCAAGUACUGAGUUUUUCUUAAAUACCUACACUUCCAAAAAUAAAUUACAAGACGAUGUGAAGGCACUGCGAUCAAAAGGUGGAUCUGCACUUAAUACUGGGGCCGCAUUGAAAUAUGUCUUUAGAAACCAUUUUACCAAAUCUGCAGGAAGUAGAAAGGAGGAAGGUGUUCCUCAAUUUCUGGUGCUUGUCGUCGGUGGACCGUCCACAGAUACUAUUCGCCUACCUGCACUUGAAUUAAAAGAAGCUGCCAUAAUGACCUUUGCCAUUGGAGUUGGUGAAGCAAGCCAAGCAGAGAUGCAGGAGAUUGCAUUUGGCCCCUUACUGGUAUUUGAGAUGUCCAAUUUUCAGGAUUUGAUCCGAAAGCAUAAAGCUGUGCAGACAAUGUUAUCCACGCUCGGUCCUCCAACGAUAAUUACUGAAACACCAACCAUCAUUGAAGUUGUAACAGAAGUAGUGAACAAGCGAGACAUUGUAUUCCUUAUUGAUGGAUCAGUUAAUGUUGGAAAUGCAUAUUUCCCUGCUCUCCGUGACUUCAUCAGAAGCAUAAUUGAAUCCCUCAGCAUCGGAGUUGACCAAGUACAAGUAGCUGUGGUACAGUACAGUGAUGAUGCAAAAGCUGAGUUCUAUCUAAACAGCUACUCGAGAAAGGAUGAACUUAUGCAGCGUCUAAAUGGGCUUCGUGUGAAAGGCGGCACGACUCUUAAUACUGGUGCAGCAUUGGACUAUGUAUUGAGAAACAUGUUCAGUAAAUCUACUGGAAGUAGGAUAGAGGAUGGCGUUCCCCAAAUAUUACUACUUGUUACAGCUGGAAAGUCUCAAGAUGAUGUUAGACCAUCUGCAGAAGCCCUGGCACGAGGACGCAUUCUCACCAUUGCUAUUGGAAUCAAUAAAGCAGAAGCACCAGAGUUAGAGCGUAUUGCAUUCAAUGAAAAUCUGGCUUAUCGAGUAAAUGAUUUUAAUGCCCUGGAAGGGAUCCGGGAACCAGUGACGUUAUCUGCCAAAAGAGUUGUUUAUGGAGGAAUCACUGAAGUACCUACAGCCAUGAAGAGAGAUAUUGUCUUCCUAAUCGAUGGCUCUCCUGGAAUGGGAAGAUCAUUUCCUCAAGUCCGUGAGUUUCUUUUGAAAGUAAUCCAGGAGCUUAAUAUUGGACCUGACAAAGAUAAAGUUGCUGUGGUACAAUACGGUGCUAGCCCAAAACUUGAAUUUGGUCUUGAUGCUUAUUCAUCUAACGAUGAGGUUUUGGAAACAAUAAAAAACCUCCGACAGAAAACAGGAAGACCCCUCAAUACUGCUGCUGCAUUGGACUUUGUUGCAAAGAAGGUCUUUAGUGCAUCUGCAGGGAGCAGAGAAGCUGGGGCUACACAAAUCCUAGUGCUUAUUACUGCUGGGAAAUCCAGAGAUGACGUUCAAAGAGCAGCAGAUGAAGUGAAACAGGCGGGUAUUGUGCCCAUUGCCAUUGGAGCUAAAAGCGCAGACACAUCAGAGCUUCAAAAGAUAGUACAUGAUCCAACUUUUGUUUUAACAAUGAGAGACUUCCAAGAUCUAUCAACUAUUCAACAGGAGCUCUUAUCCAAAAUGAGAACAGUGAUUAUUUUUGAGAAACCAACUGAAGAUGGUGUUAAGAGGGAUGUUGUGUUCCUUGUUGAUGGAUCAGACAAAGUCAGAGCUGCUUUCCCUUCAAUUCAAAGAUUCAUUUCUAAAGUGGUCGAUAAUCUGGACAUUGGACGUGACAAAGUCCGAGUUGGUGUGGUGCAGUACAGUGAUAACCCCAGAGUCAACUUCUACUUAAACAGCUACACCACAACGCAGGAGGUGAAGAAUAUGAUAAAUAGUCUCGGGCAAAUAGGAGGGAGUCGAGCCAACACUGGUGCAGCUUUGGACUAUGUCAAAAAUACCAUCUUUACUCAAUCUGCUGGUGGCAGAGCAGAGGAAGGUGUACCCCAGUUCUUAAUCCUUCUCACUGCCAGCAAGUCAUCCGAUGAUGUUAGUCGGGCAGCUUUAGUACUGAAAGCGGCUGGUGUAGCACCUUUUAGUAUUGGAUCAGGAGACGCAGAUGAAAAUGAACUCCAACAGAUUUCACUAUCCCCUGAUUAUAUUUUCAAGGUAAAUGAUCUGCGGAAUGUGGAAAUACUGCAACAAAAUCUGGAGUCACCACUGAGGACAUUGAGUAGAGAUCGGAUUAUCCGAAUCCAGACAGGUCCUGAAGAUGGUGUUAAGAGGGAUGUUGUGUUUCUUGUUGAUGGAUCAGACAAAGUCAGAGCUGCUUUUCCUUCAGUUCAAAGAUUCAUUUCUAAAGUGGUCGAUAAUCUGGACAUUGGACGUGACAAAGUCCGAGUUGGUGUGGUGCAGUACAGUGAUAACCCCAGAGUCAACUUUUACUUAAACAGCUACACCACAACGCAGGAGGUGAAGAAUAUGAUAACUAAUCUCGGGCAAAUAGGAGGGAGUCGAGCCAACACUGGUGCAGCUUUGGACUAUGUCAAAGAUACCAUCUUUACUCAGUCUGCUGGUGGCAGAGCAGAGGAAGGUGUACCCCAGUUCUUGAUCCUUCUCACUGCCAGCAAGUCAUCCGAUGAUGUUAGUCAGGCAGCAUUAGCCCUGAAAGCGGCUGGUGUAGCACCUUUCAGUAUUGGAUCAGGAGACGCAGACGAAAAUGAACUCCAACAGAUUUCACUGUCCCCUGAUUAUAUUUUCAAGGUAAAUGAUCUGCGGAAUGUGGAAACACUACAACAAAAUCUGGAGUCACCACUGAGGAUACUGAGUAGAGAUCUGAUUAUCCAAAUCCGGCCAACUGUUCUUGAAGAUGGUGUUAAGAGGGAUGUUGUGUUCCUUGUUGAUGGAUCAGACAAAGUCAGAGCUGCUUUCCCUUCAGUUCAAAGAUUCAUGUCUAAAGUGGUCGAUAAUCUGGACAUUGGACGUGACAAAGUCCGAGUUGGUGUGGUGCAGUACAGUGAUAACCCCAGAGUCAACUUCUACUUAAACAGCUACACCACAACGCAGGAGGUGAAGAAUAUGAUAAAUAGUCUCGGGCAAAUAGGAGGGAGUCGAGCCAACACUGGUGCAGCUUUGGACUAUGUCAAAAAUACCAUCUUUACUCAGUCUGCUGGUGGCAGAGCAGAGGAAGGUGUACCCCAGUUCUUAAUCCUUCUCACUGCCAGCAAGUCAUCCGAUGAUGUUAGUCAGGCAGCAUUAGCCCUGAAAGAGGCUGGUGUAGCACCUUUCAGUAUUGGAUCAGGAGACGCAGAUGAAAAUGAACUCCAACAGAUUUCACUGUCCCCUGAUUAUAUUUUCAAGGUAAAUGAUCUGCGGAAUGUGGAAACACUGCAACAAAAUCUGGAGUCACCACUGAGGACAUUGAGUAGAGAUCAGAUUAUCCAAAUCCGGCCAACUAUACCUAGAGAUGGUGUUAAGAGGGAUGUUGUGUUCCUUGUUGAUGGAUCAGACAAAGUCAGAGCUGCUUUCCCUUCAGUUCAAAGAUUCAUUUCUAAAGUGGUCGAUAAUCUGGACAUUGGACGUGACAAAGUCCGAGUUGGUGUGGUGCAGUACAGUGAUAACCCCAGAGUCAACUUCUACUUAAACAGCUACACCACAACGCAGGAGGUGAAGAAUAUGAUAAAUAGUCUCGGGCAAAUAGGAGGGAGUCAAGCCAACACUGGUGCAGCUUUGGAUUAUGUCAAAAAUACCAUCUUUACUCAGUCUGCUGGUGGCAGAGCAGAGGAAGGUGUACCCCAGUUCUUAAUCCUUCUCACUGCCAGCAAGUCAUCCGAUGAUGUUAGUCAGGCAGCAUUAGCCCUGAAAGAGGCUGGUGUAGCACCUUUCAGUAUUGGAUCAGGAGACGCAGAUGAAAAUGAACUCCAACAGAUUUCACUGUCCCCUGAUUAUAUUUUCAAGGUAAAUGAUCUGCGGAAUGUGGAAACACUGCAACAAAAUCUGCAGAGACCACUGAGGAUACUGAAUAGAGAUCAGAUUAUCCAAAUCCGACCAAUUGUACCUGGAGAUGGUGUUAAGAGGGAUGUUGUGUUCCUUGUUGAUGGAUCAGACAAAGUCAGAGCUGCUUUCCCUUCAGUUCAAAGAUUCAUGUCUAAAGUGGUCAAUAAUCUGGACAUUGGACGUGACAAAGUCCGAGUUGGUGUGGUGCAGUACAGUGAUAACCCCAGAGUCAACUUCUACUUAAACAGCUACACCACAACGCAGGAGGUGAAGAAUAUGAUAAAUAGUCUCGGGCAAAUAGGAGGGAGUCGAGCCAACACUGGUGCAGCUUUGGAUUAUGUCAAAAAUACCAUCUUUACUCGAUCUGCUGGUGGCAGAGCAGAGGAAGGUGUACCCCAGUUCUUAAUCCUUCUCACUGCCAGCAAGUCAUCCGAUGAUGUUAGUCAGGCAGCAUUAGCCCUGAAAGAGGCUGGUGUAGCACCUUUCAGUAUUGGAUCAGGAGACGCAGACGAAAAUGAACUCCAACAGAUUUCACUGUCCCCUGAUUAUAUUUUCAGGGUAAAUGAUCUGCGGAAUGUGGAAACACUGCAACAAAAUCUGCAGUCACCACUGAGGAUACUGAACAAAGAUCGGAUAAACCAAAUUCGAAAGAAAACUCAGGGAGAUGCUGUUAAGAGGGAUGUUGUGUUCCUUGUUGAUGGAUCAGACAAAGUCAAAGGUGCAUUCCCUUCAGUUCAAAGGUUCAUUUCUAAAGUGGUUGAUAAUCUGGACAUUGGACGUGACAAAGUCCGACUUGGUGUCAUACAGUACAGUGAUAACCCCAAAGUCAACUUCUACUUAAACAGCUACACCAUAAAAAGUGAUAUAAAUCAAAGAGUAAAUAAUCUCAAGCAACUAGGAGGGAGUCGGGCCAACACUGGUGCAGCUUUGGACUUUGUUGAAAAAAACGUCUUUUCUCAGUCUGCUGGUGGCAGAGCAGAGGAAGGUGUACCCCAGUUCUUGAUCCUUCUCACUUCCAGCAAGUCAUCCGAUGAUGUUAGUCGGGCAGCUUUAGCACUGAAAGCGGCUGGUGUUGCACCUUUCAGUAUUGGAUCAGGAGACGCAGAUGAAAGUGAACUCCAACAGAUUUCACUGUCCCCUAAUUAUAUUUUCAAGGUAAAUGAUCUACGGAAUGUGGAAACACUACAACAAAAUCUGGAAUCAACACUGAGGAUACUGAGUAGAGAUCGGAUAAAGCAAAUUCAGGGAGAUGUUCUUAAGAGGGAUGUUGUGUUUCUUGUUGAUACAUCGGACAAAGUCAGAGCUGCUUUCCCUUCAGUUCAAAGAUUCAUUUCUAAUGUUGUAGACGAUCUUGAUGUUGAAAGUGACAAAGUUCGAAUCAGCCUGGCACAGUACAGUGAUGAUCCCAAAAUCAACUUCCUCUUAAACACCUUUACAACAAAAGAUGAUGUGAAGAAAGCAAUAGAAAGCCUAAGGCAUAAUGGAGGGAGACGAGCCAACACUGGUAAAGCAUUGGAUCACGUCAAAAGGAAUGUGUUCAAUAUUUCUGCUGGAAGCAGAUUAGGGGAAGAUGUGCCCCAGUUCUUGAUCCUAAUCACUGCCAGCAAGUCCUCUGAUGAUGUUACUCAGGCAGCACUGGCUCUGAAAGAGGCUGGUGUGGCACCCUUCAGCAUUGGAUCAGGAGACGUGGAUGAUGAUGAACUCCAAAAAAUUUCAUUGUCCCCUAAUUAUGUUUUCAAAGUGAAUGAUCUGAGGAAUGUGGAAACAAUUCAACAGAAUCUUCAGUCACCAUUGGCAACACUGAAUAAAAAUCAAAUAACCCAAAUCAUAUCAGAUGCUCCUACUGUUCCAGAUCCUGCCAAGAAAGAUGUUGUGUUCCUGAUCGAUGGAUCCAGCAGUGGUAGAAAUCAACACUUUGUCCAUAUCCGUGAUUUUGUCUGGAAUAUAAUCAGUCGUCUUGAUGUUGGAGCCAACAAAGUUCGCAUUGGCCUGGCACAAUUCAGCAACGAUGGAAAAACAGAGUUCAUUUUGAAACAACAUUCAAAUAAAAGAGCCCUUCAAGAUGCCAUUAGGCGAAUUAGACCUAAAGGUGGGGCCCCACUUAACAUCGGCAAAGGCUUGGACUUUGUCUUCAAAAAUCAAUUCACCAAAUCGGCCGGAAGCAGACAGCAUCAAGGAGUUCCCCAGUAUCUGAUAGUCAUCAAUGGAGAGAAGUCCAGAGAUGACGUCCGCCCUUAUUUAGAUCUAUUAAAAAAUUCAGGAAUUAAUGUUUUCAGUGUAGGAGCAAAGAAUGCGGAUCAAGAUGAACUUGAACGAAUCACAACUAUUCCUUAUGCUACUUACAUAGUAAAUAAGUUCCCAGACCUUAAAGGUGUGCAAAACAAAUUGCUCACUCGUUUGCUGAUGGAAGAUCCUACAACCUAUGAACCAGAGCCAGAACCUCCAACUGAAGUUUUGCCACAGAAAAAAGCUGAUAUCGUAUUUCUCCUGGAUGGCUCUAUAAACAUUGGACGGCAGAAUUUUCCCAGUCUGACACAGUUUGUUUCCAGUAUAGUUGAUGCUAUCUACGUUGAUGAUGGAGCGAUCCAGGUGGGAGUUGUCCAGUACAAUUCCGAUGUGAGUGACGAAUUUUUCUUCAAUGAGUAUCGAACAAGAGCUGAUGUCCUCAAAGCUAUUGAGAAUAUCCAGUACAAGGGAGGAAGAUCAUUAAACACUGGAGCAGCCUUGAGGCAUGUUAAAAACAACCAUUUUAUUAAAGUAGCAGGGAGUAGGAUUGAAGAAGGGGUUCCGCAAAUCGCUUUCCUUCUGAUUGGUGGCAAGUCAAGUGAUGAUGCAAUAGCAGCUGCAACGGAGCUAAAGAAUGCUCGAUUCAAGAUCUUCACUGUGGGAGUGCAGGAUGCAGACUUACAGGAGAUCACCGAACUCGCAAGUGAACCAGCUGGAGCUUUUAGGGUAUCUGACAUGGAAAAACUUUCUGAACUGACCGAGCAAGUGUUAUUAGCCACAACUGAUGUCAUGGAAGGUGAAUUGUGCCCGAAAGUGCCCGAAACAAUAAAAGGAUGCAAUAUUGAUGUUUUGCUUGGCUUUGAUGUCAAUGGAGUUGGAUUAGGAAAUGAUGUUUUUGCAACUCAGAGAGGUUUCCAGUCUAAGGCAGGAGAUAUUUUACAGAGAAUUUCACAGUUGCGGACUAUAAGCUGCACAGGCUCGCAGUCACCCAAUGUAAGAAUUGGGAUCACAGUUUUCGAUCAACGUAGCCAAAGCCAUGUCAUUGAUUUAGUGGAAUAUCAACCCGGAAUAAUUAAUCAAUUCAACGAUCUAAGAAAUCUCGGUCCGUAUGUCUUGAAUGCUGGAACUUUAGAUGCAUACAAGAGCACUUUUAAAUCUGAUGGUUCUGAUCGUGUAAAGGUCGUUAUCCAUUUCACCGAUGGUAUAGAUGACAACUUUUCUCAAUUGAAGAGUCAGACUGAAAAGCUACGGAGAGAAGGAAGUAUACAUGCAUUGAUUAUUGUGUCUCUGGAGAAACUAACGGGCCUUGAAGAUGUUUCAUUGUUGGAAUUUGGACGAGGAUAUAGAUACAGGAGACCUCUUUCAAUCAACCAGCUGGAUUUAGAAUAUGAACUCGCAGAAGAGCUUGACAACAUUGCAGAAAGAGUGUGCUGCGAUGUUCCAUGUAAGUGUGCUGGUCAAGCAGGUGACAAAGGUCCUCAGGGACCACGUGGACAGAAGGGUUCAUCAGGACCUGGAGGCAUCAUUGGUCACCCAGGUGAUGAAGGUGGACCAGGUGAUAGAGGUCCACCAGGUGUAAAUGGAACUCAAGGGUUCCAAGGAUGUCGAGGACAGGGUGGAAUUAAGGGUAGUCGUGGAUAUCCAGGAGACAAGGGUCAAUUCGGAGAACUUGGUCUUGAUGGAAUAGAUGGAGAGCAGGGGUCAAAUGGAGCAGCAGGACCAUCAGGAGAUAAAGGCGGCCUAGGAGAGCGGGGACCAAAAGGAGCAAAAGGUGGGAAAGGAGAAAGGGGUGAUCUUGGUUAUCGAGGAGGUCCGGGCGAAUCAGGAAUCACGAAUAAUCAGGAAGGAGCAAAAGGGCAAAGGGGUGACAUGGGCUUGGUGGGAGAUCCUGGUGAUAAUGGCCGUCCAGGAUCAGCUGGAAAAGCUGGAAAUGGGGGAUCGCAAGGCCGCAGAGGAUCAUCAGGAGCAAGAGGUGCAAAAGGCAAUGCAGGAACUGUUGGGCCUCCAGGAAUAACAGGGUUUAGAGGCCCACAAGGCACUGAUGGAUCUUCUGGGGUUCCAGGUCGAGAAGGUGGAAGUGGCAUUCGAGGACCAAGGGGACCUGCUGGCCCUGCGGCACCUCCUGGUGCAAGAGGGAAUCAAGGACUAAAUGGAAGAAAGGGCGAGCCUGGAAAUCCUGGUGAAAAGGGUGAAAUUGGGCCCACAGGUCCACGGGGAGAAAUGGGUGAAGAUGGAACAAAUGGAAUUGGCAUCACUGGACUUAAAGGCAGAAAGGGUGAGCGAGGCCCUGUAGGACCCUUAGGUCCAAAGGGUGAAUUUGGAGUUGCUGGUGAUCCAGGAAAAGAAGGUAUUAAAGGAAAUAGAGGUCAAAGGGGUUAUUCAGGAGCUUCUGGUGAAAUUGGUCUGAAAGGAGAAGCAGGCUACCUAGGCUCACAGGGCCCCAAAGGAGAGAGAGGGAGAUCCAUUGAGACAUGCAGCCUUGUAAGACAGAUCAAAGACACAUGUCCAUGUUGCUAUGGUUCAAAGGAAUGUCCUGUCUAUCCAACUGAGCUGGCCUUUGUGAUAGACACUUCCAACACUAAAACUGCUAACCAGCUUAACAACAACAAGAAUGCUAUCCUCCACAUAGUUCGCAAUCUGACCAUAGUGGAGAGCAACUGUCCAAAGGGAGCACGUGUUGCUAUCCUGACAUACAACAGUGGCAUAGUCACUGAAAUUCGUUUUAGCAGUGCUAGAAAUAAGCGGGACCUUAUCCAACAGAUUGAAAAUCUGCAGUUUGUGCCAUCGAGGAAGGAGUCCAGUAUCGCUGAUGCAAUGAGCUUUGUAGCAAGGAACACAUUUAAGCGUGUGCGAAGUGGGUUUUUGAUGAGAAAGGUGGCAGUAUUCUUCAGUGACGGACAGACAAAACCUAAAGAGCUCAAUGAUGGUAUAACAAAACUCGCUAAUGAGAAUAUCAUCUCCGUCUACCUCUCUCCUAAAGUUGAUAAUGUACUCACUCGGGCACUGCAGAGAAAUGAUGCCGGACUUUCCCAAUUCUUUAUUUUCCGUAAUGAUGAUGAAACACUCGACAAGGUGAUGGCAUGCCAUGUUUGUUUAGAUUUUUGUGAAACGAAUGAAAUCUGUGAUGCCAAAUUUUUCCGAAGCAAAAGAUCGAUACAACCCAGUGAUGUAAACCUAGAUAUGGCAUUCAUCAUAGAAAGCUCUGCAACCAUCAGCCCAAACCAGUUCGUUGAGAUUAAAAGAUAUAUUUCUUAUCUAACGGAACAAUUGGAGAUUAGCAAGGAUCCUUCAACAUCAAACCGUCAGGCCAGGAUUGCUGUGGUUCAGCAUGCACUGUAUAAUUCUCAGCUAAAUAGUAGCCUGCUGCGAGUGAAAACUGAAUUCUCUCUCACUGACUACAACUCCAGUGAAGACAUCGGUGACUACAUCCAGGACAAGAUGACUCAGCUUGAAGGGACAAGAGCAACAGCACAUGCAAUCGAAUGGACCAUCGAAAACAUUUUUGAAAAAGCACCUCAACCAAGGCGACUCAAGCUCAUUGUUCUUAUAACCACAGGAGAUCUCCCAGAAGCUGAGAGAGAAAAGUUGGAGACUGUUGUCACAGAUGCCAAGUGCAAAGGCUUCUUCUUUGUUAUAUUCAACAUUGUCAAGAAAUCUAAUGAAAAGAAUCUAAUUUAUCUGGCAAGCUCUCCUCAAGAUGUGUAUUUCAAGCCAAUUAAUGAUGCCUCAGAGCUCCACAGUGAAGACUUACUCAGGUUUGGACGACAGCUCCCCAAGUACAUCAAUGCUGAGAAUGUGCUUCAUUUGCCUCCUGAGCUUCAGAAACAAUGUAUGUUGUUCCAAAGUGACCAGCCCAGCAGUGAAGCCUUCAGAAAUACCCACAAGCAAGGCACAAAAGAUGUCCCUGUAGAUUCAGAGAAACUUGUGGACAUGGAACUAUCUAGCUUCAAUGUUACAGAAGACAGCAUCAUCCUGCGCUUGGCCCAGACUGAGCCUCAAUACAUUGAUAAUUAUGAGGUUACUGUGGUCGAAGUGAGCCGGAGCCUUCUUGUUUUGAAGAUGAAUGUCAGUGAUGCUGAAAUUGUCCUAAAAGAUCUGGAAAAUGGGCAGCAAUAUAAUAUCAUUGUGAUAGGAUUCUAUCAGUCCAAGGCAAAAUCUGUUUACAAAAAAACAUUUACAACCAAAAAAUCACCAGAAACAAUCGUCAAAAGCACAACUGCCCAGAACAUUAUGGAACCAUUAGAGUUUCCAGAAAUAGAUCGGUGCAUGCUGGACUUUGACGCUGGAUCGCAGUGCUCAGAGUAUAGUGCAAAAUGGUUCUUUGACAGCAAGAACAACAUCUGCACUCAGUUCUGGUUUGGCGGCUGUGACGGUAAUGGUAAUAGGUUUGACACAGAAGCUGAGUGCAUUGCAGAAUGCACAAACACAAUGCUGGAAGAAAGCACAUCAGAACCCAAGCCUGAAGGAAUCAUAUUGUCAGUUAAAGAUAUAUGCCAAUUACAGCGGGAUGAAGGAAAUUGCCGAAAUUUUUCCCUCAAGUGGUACUAUGAUGUGAAAACUAAAUUGUGCACACGGUUCUGGUAUGGUGGAUGUAAUGGAAAUAAAAACAGGUUCAAUACACAGGAUGAAUGCACCAAGACUUGUGUUGAAGGACGAAUUCAAACCAGAACGAUAACUACAAUGGGAACGUAAAUGAAAUAGAGACUAUGCCCUACAUAUACCUCUGAUAGGAGCCAGCGUCUACAGGCUGCCAUCAAUCCCAAUAUGCUAAAGGUUCAACAGAUACUUUGCACUGUAUUUCUAAUAGCUUUCAUUAUUCAAAUGUUGAAGAGUUUGAAGUUUUUAAAAACUGCAUGUUUUAAUGGUGCUAACUUUGAGUCUGGGUGCUAAUUUUGUGUGGACGUCAUCUGUUCACUGUUGCAUACAUAGACAUCUAUACAGCUUGUUUCUCUUGUCUCUUAGUUCUACAUUUUUCCAUUCUUAAUAUGAACAUUUCUAACCUUCACUUCACUUUAUUGUAAAAAAUUGUUAGUGACUAAGUACACUACAUUUUUUUAAACAUGACUUAUACAGAACAAAAUCUUAUACAGAUCACUUCAGGAUAAAAUUAUAUCAAAAAAAAGCUUCCAUUGUAUGUAUAUGCUUUGAACAUUUUUUUAAAAUGAGGGUGAAUUAUUAAUAUUAGCUCACUAGCUGAAAUGAGAUAUGUUACCACAAGACAUGUAAAAAUUCAACAUAUGGAUAUUCGAUUACAAAAAUACCCAUUCUUUAAAAAAAACUUUCUCUAGUCCAAGAAAGUUCUUCAGUGAUAUUUUAGAGAGUUGCUCUAUUUUGUUAAAAGUUUCUCCCCAUACUAGUUCUCCUUAGGGAGCAUUGUAAUUUUUAGUGUACUUUGAAAAUCUCUCUCUAAUUUUGGAAUUGUAAUAAAUUAUGUACAGAUAUGCAACUUUCUGGUCAUGCAAGCUAUUUGGCACCUUGCAAAGACAACACCUUUUAAACCCUUUUAAAAAUACUACUGGGAUUACACUUUGAGCUGGAUGAUUUUCAAUUCCUAGGCUUGAACGUAUGGGUCAUUUGUAAUGUAUUUUAUGACAUUGUUAAAUUGUAUGACCUAAUGAAGAUACAUAUGAGAAACUUUCUAAUAAAAUGUUCUUAAAUUUGAAA
Messenger RNA from Carcharodon carcharias (great white shark), 13541 nucleotides. Its product is annotated as collagen alpha-3(VI) chain-like. Lineage: Eukaryota; Metazoa; Chordata; Chondrichthyes; Lamniformes; Lamnidae. The coding region runs from base 279 to 12569 and encodes 4096 amino acids. Gene Ontology annotation, molecular function: protein binding; serine-type endopeptidase inhibitor activity. The record is from RefSeq and is a predicted model, not a curated record. The transcript has 51 exons.